This is a messenger RNA of Boleophthalmus pectinirostris (great blue-spotted mudskipper), 1851 nucleotides long. It is a transcript of the gene abhd4, whose product is annotated as abhydrolase domain containing 4, N-acyl phospholipase B. Gene Ontology annotation, cellular component: lipid droplet. The coding region runs from base 39 to 1238 and encodes 399 amino acids. The record is from RefSeq and is a predicted model, not a curated record. The transcript is spliced from 8 exons. Lineage: Eukaryota; Metazoa; Chordata; Actinopteri; Gobiiformes; Gobiidae. Gene Ontology annotation, molecular function: phosphatidylcholine lysophospholipase A1 activity.
AUCUCUGUAAGACACCAGCUGACCUGAGGAUACGUAGUAUGAGGUAUGACCGUGUUACAAAACAACACAGGUCGUGUCUUUUUCAGCUAAUAUCUCGGUUUUCAUGUGGAUGUCAGCAACUAAUGAUGCUACCAAUGGAGACAAGCACAACCAUAGCGCCAGUACAGAACGACUGUGAGACAUCAGAGUCCAAUUUUGUGAGUAGCUGGUGGCCUUCUUGGCGUCCAACCUCAAUGUCUUUAUUGAAAACGACAGAAUCAAAAAUCCUUGCUUGCAUACAGAAUGAUUUAUGGGCCAGAUUUGUAACCUUACCCAGCCAAGACAGAAUAUGGACUCUGACUGUCACAAACAAGAUGGCUCGUAAAUCCCCAGAACAAGUGGCCAAAACACCCCUGGUGAUGGUGCAUGGUUUUGGAGGAGGAGUCGGGCUCUGGAUCAGGAACCUGGAUGCACUCAGCCAGUCACGGCCAGUCUACGCCUUUGACCUUCUGGGUUUUGGCAGAAGCUCCAGGCCACACUUUCCUUCAGGUCCUGCUGAGGCUGAAGAGCAAUUUGUCAACUCUAUUGAACAGUGGAGAGAGUCUGUGGGCCUUGAAAACAUGAUUUUGUUGGGUCAUAGUCUUGGGGGCUACUUGGCCACUUCAUAUGCAAUCCAACAUCCAUCAAGAGUGUCACACCUCAUCCUUGUAGACCCCUGGGGCUUCCCAGAGCGACCACAGCCGCAGACAGAUGAGUCCUCAAGUAAAGAGGUGGUAAAGCGGCCCGGUCCUCCGCGCUGGGUCAAGGCUGUUGCAUCAGUGCUUUCUCACUUUAACCCUCUGGCUGUCAUCAGAGCAGCAGGGCCCUGGGGUCCAGGACUUGUAAACAGAUUUCGGCUAGAUUUUAAAAGGCGUUAUGAGGACCUUUUUGAUGAUGACACUGUCACAAAGUAUAUCUACCACUGCAACGCACAAAGCCCAAGUGGUGAAGUGGGCUUCCGGGCCAUGUCUGAGGGUUUAGGUUGGGCAAAGAGACCUAUGCUGCAUCGUGUUCAGUUGCUGCCUCCUAAAAUGCCCCUCUCUAUUCUGUAUGGCGCUCAGUCUUGGGUGAGCAGCUCAUCUGGAGAAGAGGUAGCCCAAAUCAGGAAUCAGGCUUAUACCACAGUGGCGUUAAUAAAAGAUGCUUCUCAUCACGUGUAUGCUGAUCAGCCACAUUUAUUCAACGAGGCAGUAGAAAAUAUAUGUAAUACAGUGGACUAACUGCAUGUCAGUGUCUUCUGGUAUUGUAUGUUAAAGCAUUGUUUUGUAUCAAGUUAUACACUAAUUUAUACUUAUGACCUUCUCAACAACACAAUCAAAUAUCUUUUUGUUUAAACCUAUUCCUUUGGUUAAUAUUUGACAGUAGGUAAUUUAAUAGCAUCCACAUUUUUAUCUUUGUUAGAAUCUGUUUGACCUCAAUAUGUAAUAUCUUACUCUCAUUUUAUAAUAUGUGCCUGACACAAUUCAUUGAGUGCUGUAUUUUUGUUAUAUUUUAAUAUUAUGUAUGUGGUGUUUUAUUACUGGAAUAACUUCAGAGUGUAUUUUUUUGUAUUUAAAACCCAUGUAAUGCACCUAUGUAAUGACCUAACCAGUAGAGGUCAGUAACAAGUCACUCUAUGAUCAGUAUGCUGCCAUCAGUCACCAUGCACUCUGCAAUAAUAGCUGUUGGGUGUUUGUGAUAUAUUCUUUGAAUGUAUUUUGUUCAAACUUAAACUGACAUCAUUUAUGCUGACGAUUGUAAAGUAAAUGCAUGUUGUACUUUUGUUAGGUAAAUAUGUCAUUUUACAAAGCUGUAUAUUCUCUAUAAUAAAGCCAUUGUUGUAGGUUUCUGAAA